Messenger RNA from Prunus armeniaca (apricot), 231 nucleotides. The record is from the annotation of a GenBank genome assembly. Lineage: Eukaryota; Viridiplantae; Streptophyta; Magnoliopsida; Rosales; Rosaceae.
AUGAAACAUAAAAUUAAAGCACUAAACCCUCUCACUUACUCUUCUUGUGGUGGCGGCAGCUUUUCUGGUGGUGGCAACGGCAGCUUUUCUGGUGGUGGCGACAGUGGCUUGUUCUGUUUAGGAGAAGCUCUAGUGCAAGGGGUUAGCCCAUGCAGCGCUGAAGACCCAGCUAUGGCAAGGUGUGGGGCCCACGGGAAGAUCAGGCCCGUCGUCUUGCCUUCGGGAAGCUGA